Messenger RNA from Notodromas monacha, 1828 nucleotides. The record is from the annotation of a GenBank genome assembly. Lineage: Eukaryota; Metazoa; Arthropoda; Ostracoda; Podocopida; Cyprididae.
AGUGGGUCAAGGCAGGAAAACCUCCUCCAAUCUGCUCAAUCAGAUGAGGAGAAAUCCACAAUUUCAAGAAAAUAUUUGGAGUCUCUCAGUUCUCUUGUUGGAGCUUCUCUGAAGAAUCCAGUAAAAUUGCAAAGUGCAGAAUACAAUUUGAGAUCAAGAGCUGGGAAUCAAAUCCUGAUUCAAUUAGAAAGUGCCAGUGCCUCCUUAUUACAAUACCUACGUUUUGGAGAAGAAGUCAAGCACUCUGAAGUCUCUCAUGAUUUGGUGCUGAGGAACCUCCCCAGGGAUGGAGUAUUUUUCAAGCUGGAUCAAACAGAAACUUCCUUUUCAAAUGGAAAUGCUUCAAUUCAAAUAAUGAGUGAUUGGAUCUUAGAUAAUGUGGAAAAUACUGAAAAGUCUAUCAAGAUAUCUUUCCAUGGGUUCAAGGACAUGCAAAAACUUCUGAAGCCAAAUGAAAAAUCUGCUGAUGGUAGAUCUCAGUCGCUCAACACACUUGUGAUGGGUGCUCAGCUGGCCACUAGUGGGAAGAAACAGUCCUCAAUGAUUUCCAAAGAUGCAGUGAAGAUGUCCUUCAAAGUAAUUCAGCCCUUCAUUGCCAAGGAUGAAGAAGAUUCCAUAAAUUGUGUGUUUUGGGACACUACUGAAGCAGCCUGGUCAUCCAGUGGAUGUCAAACAAUUGUGGUAGAUGAUGAAAAUGUGGACUGCUCUUGCAGUCAUCUGACCAAUUUUGCUGUGGGAAUAAACUUCGUUAGACUCCAACCUGAGCACAAAACCCUGCGGACCUGGUGGCUGAUAGCUGGGAAUGCAUUGUCAAUGUACACAUUGGUCAUGAGUGGAGCUGCAUAUGUUUUUGUCAAAACCCUGGGAGGAAACAUUUGGACCAAAGUUGUUAAUGUAAACCUUUGCUUAACUCUGCUCACUGCACAAGGACUCAUGCUGGGAAUUGAUGAGGUGGCUACUGAGAAAAGAUGUUUGGCAUUAGCUGUCCUGCUGCAUUAUUUCCAAAUGACCUCUGGUGCUUGGUUGCUCAUCAAGAGCUUCAACCUUCUGAGCUUCAAGAAGGUACAAUGCUGGUUGGAAGAUGAACAGACCAUGACGUUUGCCAUUCCAAUUGAGCUGAUUGCAGUGAUCGCCUUCCUCAUGUCAAUGAGCACACUCUUAUUUGCUCAAAUGGACAUGAAACAAAGCAGGAGAUUCCUCCGAAAGGCCCAAGAAAACACACGCGCAAAUGGCCAAGACUAUGGUGCAGUGAGGAACAUGAAGUUUUUGAGAAUUCACGCAGCAUCAUUGGCCAUUUUCACCCUCAUCCUGGGAUUAUCUUGGGCCUUGACAACAUCUUACACACUAUUCCCCUCACGUGGAACAGAGAUUUCUUCAGCCAUUGGAAAUGCCCUCCAGGGAAUGUUCAUGCUGCUGAUAGUUCUUUUCAGACUAGAAGCUGUGCCAUCGGAAGUAGAAUCAAAUUUGGCACAAGCAGUUAAUCCCGCACACGUCCCAAGGAUCAGCGAAGGACGGAUUUCUGUCAAUUUGCCAAGACUCAGACCAAUAAGUCCAACGGGAUAUUACCGAAUGUCAUGAAAUCUGAAUGAUUAAUAUUUUCCUGGAUGGUUCAAGGUUUGAAAUUCCAUCACCAACUUUGGAAUGAAUUUUUUGGAGAACUGCUGAUGGUUGACAUUUCAUAUGAAACUCCGUCCACGAAUGAUUUGUUUUUUUUUUCUUCUUUUGCGAUGCGGUACUGUGUGAUGAACAUGAUUUCAGUUGUUGCCAUGAAUGUGUGCUUAUCGCUGUUUGUGUAAGCUGUCAAGUACAAUUUGACAUUUUUAGCUUU